This is a messenger RNA of Acanthosepion pharaonis, 1068 nucleotides long. Lineage: Eukaryota; Metazoa; Mollusca; Cephalopoda; Sepiida; Sepiidae. The record is from the annotation of a GenBank genome assembly.
AUGUUGUGGAAAGUGGAUUAUAAUGAAAUACGCUUAUCAACAGUUAAUAAGAAGUCCGACAGUCAGGUAAGCUUCAAGACUCAGUCGAUGGAAAGAGAUGGCUCAACUGUCAGUAUGUCCAACCCUCAGCCACACAAGUUCACUAUGGGCUAUUAUCGUGGCAUUGUGGUGGCCAUAAAGCGUGUCUGUAAAAGCCAUGUAGCUCUAAGCAGAUCCGACCACUUGGAAUUCAAGCAGAUGCGGGACCUAAGCCAUGAGAAUAUAAACCUUUUUAUUGGAUCUUGCGUUGACCCCCCAAAUCUGUGUGUUCUGUUUGCCUAUUGUUCUAAAGGCAGCCUUCAGGAUAUACUGGAAAAUGAUGAUAUCAAACUUGACUGGACAUUCAAGCAAUCUCUUUUAUCAGACUUGGUCAACGGUAUGGCCUACAUUCACUCGUCCAGUCUCGUAUCCCAUGGGCGUAUGAAAAGUAGCAACUGUGUGGUGGAUAGUCGAUGGGUACUGAAGAUCACAGAUUAUGGCCCAAGCGCGUUGCUUCAUGUCCAAUUCAAUAGUAGAGACUCAGAAGAACAAGAAAAAUUUAAAGCAUUACUUUGGACGGCACCCGAAAUAUUACGUGUACACGAACCACCUUCCCGCGGUACACAAGAAGGCGACGUUUACAGUUUUGGAAUUAUUCUUCAUGAAAUUGCUUUCCGUCAUGGACCGUUUCCAGCUGAAAGGAUGAUCUCAAAAGAUAUCGUUGGCAGAGUUCGCAAUGGUGAAUCAGUGCCAUUCCGACCGCUGCGAUUUCGGGACACAGACGUCGAUCCUUCUAUCACGAAUUUAAUGGAAAUGUGUUGGGCGGAAAAUCCUAAUCAGAGACCGGAUUUCAAUGGAAUUAAAACAUAUUUACGAAACCAUAACAAAGACACGGUUGGAAACAUUAUGGACAUCAUUCUAAAAAGAAUGGAGAGAUAUGCUAUUAACCUGGAGGAUCUUGUUGAGCAACGUACGCAAGCGUUGUUGGAAGAAAAAAAGAAAACAGAUCGGUUACUUUAUCAGCUUUUACCAAGGUUAGUCAUGAAUUAA